GAUAAGAACUUGAUGCUUUGCCUCCAAAUCGUAGACUAAAGUGUGGGUGUGCUCCUCAAGUCGUCUUAAACAAUUGUAAAAGAAAAACAAACUAGUAGCUGAUGCAUCUAAUAGCAGAUUAUCCAUCGAUGUAAGGAUCAAAUUCUUCUAAGCACACCCAAGGUAUUGCUUCCAAUCAAGGGCACCCAGAUCAGGCAAAAUGCUAAACUUUCUCCUCCUCUCAUGUGCCAAAGGAUCGCCCAAAGCAAUCUCAAAAAGCCUUGCUCUGUUCUUCCCAUCCUCCUCUCUCCGAUUUGCAGUUCCCAGCAUUUAAAACUUGUUCCAUCCCAAUCCCAAUGCCGCCCCCUUUCUUUCACCCAUGGAAUCAUCAGCCGCCUGCAAGGUGCUCGCCGUAAUGCCCGUGCUAACUCUCCUCUUCCGGCUCUCAUCGAGCGCCUGUAGCUUCACCGUCCUCAACAACUGUCCUCACACGAUCUGGCCGGGGACAUUGGCCGGCGCCGGCACGCCGGAACUCCCGACGACCGGGUUCCGGCUCGACUCGGGGCAGACUGCGCGGAUACGCGCGGGGGCGGGGUGGUCGGGGCGGAUAUGGGCGAGGACGGGGUGCCAGUUCGAUGACACCGGAAACGGCACGUGCCUGACCGGGGACUGCGGCGGCCAGAUGGAGUGCCGCGGUGCCGGGCCCGUGCCGCCGGUGACGUUGUUCGAGAUCACGCUCGGCAACGGGCUCGACGACGACGACUUCUACGACGUGAGCCUCGUCGACGGGUACAAUUUGCCCGUCGUGGCAGCGCCGAGGGUGCUGCAUGGGGCAUGCAACGCCACGGGAUGCCUGGCCGAUCUUAACGCCGGGUGUCCAAAGGAGCUUCAAGUGGACGGAGGCGGCGGCGGCGGAGUGGUGGCGUGCAAGAGCGCAUGCGAGGCAUUCGGGCUGGACGAGUACUGCUGCCGCGGCGAGUUCGCCAAUGCCAACACUUGCAAACCCUCGCCCUACUCGAGCAUCUUCAAAGCCGCAUGCCCGAGGGCCUAUAGCUACGCGUUUGACGACGGCACAAGCACCUCCACCUGCAAGGCUUACGACUACACCAUCAUCUUCUGCCCGGACCUCAACAGAUUGAGGAGCUCGCACAAUUACUACACAGGCCAACCUGAUCAGGGAGGAAAAGGAGGUGGCGGCGGUGAUGAAGCUGAAGAACCAGACGAGAACACACCAUCAUCAUGUGCCAGCAACUUAUUGUCUCAUCUGCUCUUCCUUCCCCUGUUCUUUCUUCUCAGGGAGUAUGAACUCCACUGGCAUCAUCAACAAAUUUGGAAUUGAAGAGCAUGAUUCGAGCAAUCAGACAAAGAUGAGAUGAAACUGGUGGGCAAGGAUUUUGCUCUCUCAGAUGAUAAAGAUUUAGAAUGUAGGAUGAAUUGGGAAGAGAUGUUUGAAAGAUUUCCCUGUGGCCAUGAUUAUUAUUAUUAUUA
Molecule: messenger RNA, 1467 nt
Organism: Zingiber officinale
Lineage: Eukaryota; Viridiplantae; Streptophyta; Magnoliopsida; Zingiberales; Zingiberaceae
Product: pathogenesis-related thaumatin-like protein 3.5
Exons: 3
Coding region: 359-1318 (319 amino acids)
Biological process (GO): defense response
Cellular component (GO): extracellular region
Source: RefSeq, a predicted model, not a curated record